Molecule: messenger RNA, 1339 nt
Organism: Macroventuria anomochaeta
Lineage: Eukaryota; Fungi; Ascomycota; Dothideomycetes; Pleosporales; Didymellaceae
Product: eukaryotic translation initiation factor 4E
Exons: 3
Coding region: 227-1003 (258 amino acids)
Biological process (GO): translational initiation
Cellular component (GO): cytoplasm; eukaryotic translation initiation factor 4F complex
Molecular function (GO): translation initiation factor activity; RNA 7-methylguanosine cap binding
Source: RefSeq, a predicted model, not a curated record
GACCGCAGCUACCUUCACCGCGCAUACACCACUUUCGCCUUCUGCAGCACUCUAGACAGACCACCCCCGCGACUACUUAUCCUUGAAGAAUCGCCCGGCGCGACUUCAACGACCCCUCCACCACCGCGAUCCACCCACCAGCAACCUCCGCACUCGCAUACGAUCCGUCUGCCACUCGCAGCUCCACUCACUACCACCGCCUCUCAACACCUCCACCACAAUCACAAUGGCUGACGUCGCCACCGCACCGAACCCCUCCCAGCAGGUCCCCUUGGACACAAUCCCCAUCUCGCCCGUCGAGGGCAACUCGUCAUCCGAAGGCCAGGAGAAGUCCUCCACUAGCGCCACCACAGACGACAAUGCCGCCCGCACCGUCUUCCACGAUCCCGAGAACUUCAACGUCAAGCACCCGCUCAUGAACACAUGGACCCUUUGGUUUACCAAGCCCCCAAGCGGCAAGGGCGACAACUGGGCUGAGCUGCUCAAGGAGGUUAUCUCGUUCGACUCAGUUGAGGAGUUCUGGGGUAUCUACAACAACAUUACACCCACAUCCGACCUGGCGCUGAAGUCUGAUUACCAUCUCUUCAAGAGGGGCGUCCGCCCUGAGUGGGAAGACUCUCAGAACAAGCACGGCGGCAAGUGGGCGUUCCAGUUCAAGGACAAGAAGGCUAUCAACAUCGACGCGCUCUGGCUCCAUGUUAUGCUCGCUGCCAUCGGCGAGAACCUUGAGGACGAGGAUGACAACGAGGUCAUGGGCGUAGUUGUCAACGUUAGGCGAGGAUUCUACCGUAUCGGUCUGUGGACUCGCUCCGUCGGUCGUGCCAUUCCUGGCGAGGCGGGCAAGGGCAGGACACAAGAGCAGGGCAAGGAGGCACUCCAGAAGAUUGGCAAGCGAUUCAAGCAGUCUCUCCAGCUCAAGGACAACGAGGCCGUUGAGUUCUCUGGUCACACCGACGCUGCUCACUCCGGCAGCACCCGUGCGAAGGCCAAGUUUACCGUCUAAGCGUUUGCAGAGACGUGGAGUUGGCAAGAUUCGAACAUGGUCGAAGCAGAGGUUUGCCUCUGCGGUUUCUCUGUCCAAUACGUUGAAGCGCAGUCUACGCGCAGACUGCGCUCGAGCGUAAUUUACUACCCGGUUUACCCAAAAGCAUUUUCACGUAUCGAUCAUGAUUACGGGAUUGGGUUUCUAGCAUGGCGUCUGCAUGGGGCGGCGAUCGGUCAUCUUGGGGUCUGACAUGAUUUAUGGUCAUGACGAGUUAUGUGACUCGGGCGGUACGUGGGUUUGGGAUCCAAGUUUGAUAGAUCUGAGCUCUUUUAUUUAGCAAAUUUACGAAUGAGA